Blastomyces dermatitidis ER-3 is the source of this 2264-nucleotide messenger RNA. RefSeq lists its product as hypothetical. Bases 396 to 1442 code for a protein of 348 amino acids. The transcript has 4 exons. The record is from RefSeq and is a predicted model, not a curated record. Lineage: Eukaryota; Fungi; Ascomycota; Eurotiomycetes; Onygenales; Ajellomycetaceae.
CUUGAGCAGGCUUUAAAAUUUUCCUCGCGGCCCACGCGGCUCUACCGCCCCUUUAACCACAGUCUUUCAAGAGGUUAUAGUUCCAACUUGCAAGUACAGAAUAUGACCCGUACAUAGCGAUAGGAAAGGAGCCAUCUUGGACUUGGACUUGAACAGUGCAGUACUUCAUCCAGGCCUCGCACCAUUUGGAACUGGCAUCGCUCUUCUCCAUUGGAUUAAAUAUAGCCUGGUUUAAGCAAAUUAAAUGCCAACGAGGCAGUAAACUGGCGACCAAACUCGAGUCGGCAAUUUCAUUUCACUUCUAGCUUUUGCUCGCCUCUUGUCUCCGAUCCAUUCGGGCUUCUCGUGGAAAGGGGAUAUUCGAUUUUCCCAGUUUAAAUAACAGACAAGCGAUCAUGGGAAGCGGAUUAAACGCCAACUUUACCCCAAACCCGACAACAGAAGCACACUCUCACUGGAAUGAAUUUAUCCAUGGCUCACGGUACCAAGAUGUGUUUGAAUUGUCAUAUGGUGGACAUCACAGCAAUAAUUCCGACCUCCCUCAGCCGGAUGGAUCCCUACUGCCUUUGGAUGCUCACGAUUUCGGCGUUGAACAAAACCUCAUGACACCCAACGAUGGAUCCUUCUCAACCAUGCCUCAAAUGUCCCCUGACAGUUGGAGAGCACCCUCCAAUCCAAUCUCAUCUCCCAUGGCUGAAUGGUCCAAUUACACAGCCCGCCGUUCUCAAAUGUCCCCUGACAGUUGGAGAGCACCCUUCAAUCCAAUGUCACUUCCCAUGAGUGAAUUGGCUGAUCACACAGACUGCCGUUCUCAAAUGUCCCCUGACAGUUGGAGAGCACCCUCAAAUCCAAUCUCAUCUCCCAUGGCUGAAUCGUCCAAUUACACAGGAAACGCAAUGAACAGUUUUUCUCAGACGGAGUUGCCUCUAUAUCCUUAUUCAAACAUGAUUGAACCAGGCAAUCAGACCAUAUUACCUAGGCAAAGAACUCAAGCAGGCCAUCCGCAUGGCGCUGGGCUAGACCGCGACUGCUCGACCCCUUGUCGGACUGGCAACAUAGACCCCUCGAAACCCAGAGGAAUAUGGAAACAAAAAACAUCAAGCAGAAAAGGAUUUUCAAAUAAUUUGCCUUCCAAUCAUUUUCAGCCACCACUUCCAAAGACUGGGCCCCAGUCCCAGCAAGUUACAGGGCCUUUCAUAGAGUAUGCAUUCCAUGCAUGCUCUGGAGAACCUGCAACAGCGGGAGCAAAAAAAAGGCGCAGAACUAAAAUGGAAAAGAGGGAAACAGCACAAAUCCGGAAACUUGGUGGUGCUUGCGGAGCGUGUCGAAGAAAACACCGCCGAUGCAGUGUUGAGCAUCACCAACGGACCGACAGGCUAUCGGCACAGAGUGCCAUAAGUAAUUAUCUUAUCUCCAUAUCUUGGUGGAAUAACUUGGCCUAACAGCUUAAUAGGAGGUUAUUCAGCGAGUCCUUGUUCAAGAGCAACCACUGCGUCAACACAACACGACAAGGGAGAUGUGGUAACACCAUCCGACCUUGCGCCCAUUAUAUACGUCAUAGAAGAGGGGUACAAAGAACAAGAUGCACGCAAUGACAAUGGCGAGAAUCCGCAAUCACACCCGCUGAUUCUUCCCGAAACAGAAACCAUCUUUGGCAUCGCGAGUGAAUAUUAUGAUCCAGAUAUGGACCGCUGGUUGGCCGACUACCAGAACGCAGGGAACUUCGCCAACUUUGAGGAAUCACAUUAAACGGCACCUAUCGCUCUCUGCAACGAAUUUCGAAGGUUCAGACCAUGCCUUGGCCAACAGCUUUUGCCGAUUUAAUUGGCAACAAGAUUUGUUAAACUUGGGAGAUAAGCCCAUGACGGCCGGCAAUAUACCAAAAAACGCUGAAAUACAUCAUUUCUCGUCGUUUGAAGCAUGGAGUUGUAUAACCCGUAUACGUAAUGUCUGGGAUUUAGGCGUAUAUAUUCGGGGAGAAUUUCAUUCUCAGGGUAGGCGUUAAGAUAUGUUACAGACGGCUUAUUUUGUUGCUCAGAAACUUCAAAGCACCAAUCAUCUGCAUCGGGUACGGUGGCGAGUUUUCUUCUUCGGGUAACCAAGGGCAAUUUGGAAAUGGCAUUCUGGGUGGAACAUUUUGUAUACAGAUCUAUGGUAUCUUGUCUUUUCGUUUUAGUAUUAGAUUUCCCAAGGACGCCAGGUAGACAGACGGACGGCAACGCCCUACCUACCAUAUAUUAAUAUUUAAUUCAUGUCAUAUCUCA